AUUGUCUAUCGUGUUCUCAGACCGUGCUACUGUAUUAUUUUGUGUGAAAGGCAAUAAUGUUUAAGACAUUAGUUACAUGAUCAUGAAUUUGUGCUAAUACUUAUUGAAAUUACAAUUUAAAAUGGGUAGCAGAAAAGAGAGUUUGAAGAAAUCGUUGGGGAUAUCGGAGUACCCAUGGAGCUCAGAUGAAGAGGACAGUAGUGCCUUACAGCCUGUGCAGGUAGUGAGGAGGCAAUCAGAUGAGCCCCGGCCCAGUGUUGCUGAUAUGCCAGGAACAAGCACUGCUAGUGAUGAUACGUGGUGGAGAGAGCAGAGUGCCAGCCAGCCUGAGCAUGCAACCGGUUCACAACAAACGCCUUCUUCGCCUGCGACCGUAAGGAAGCAGCAGGCUAAGAUGGACAGAGCUCUGUUCUGGUCAAUCAUCAAUAACACUCCAAGACCUUCCAAUACUCCAGUCACACGGCCCAGGCUGUGCGAAGUGCCUCUAACGAUGCUAUCCCCGCCGUCGGGGCCGCCGCGGUCGGAAGCCCGGGAUUCGCGCCGCAGCGACCGGCCGUCCACGUCUGCGACAGACAUACGCCGCAUCCUCGCCUUCAAGAAGCUCACGAGAAGCUUGCAUAACCUCACGUACAAGGGUCCUUCUAACACGCAUCCUGCUACGAGGCGUUUGGCCGUGAGCGUGGGAUCGUCCCGCAGUCCGUUAUUCACGCCGUCACUGCCAUCGGACGCGGCUUCCAACCCCAGGACCCGGGCGACCUCUAGCAGAUCGCAGCUCCCACGCAGCUCAAUGAGAUACCCCCAUAGAAAUUACGCAUCAGGCUACCACCUGGACAUACUCCCGGAGCAGGCUAUAUCAGGUCGCUGCCGGGCGCCGCGGCCCGGCGUCGCGUCCGACAUCGACACCAGCCCGCCGGCACCUGAGCCACAUCACUACGUCAAUGUCGACCAGUCUGAUGAUGAUGUGGAAGCAGUGUCGGAAACACCCGCUACAGCUGAGCAGAACGAUGACAAUAACGCCGAGGAAGAACAUGCUGAGACGCCAACUCACGACGCUUCAGCGGGCGCCAUCUCGCUGGAAGAAGAGAUAGUGGAAGUGGACGCCCCGGACGAGCCGGACACCGCGCCCACUGUGGACGUCGAGUCUGAUGCCCCGGAGCCGCAUAUUAGCAAUGAGAAUAACGCCGCGGCCACAACUUCUGAUGAGAAUGCUGAGUCAGCUCAGCCACAAUCGCCCUUCCAUGGCAUUAAAAGGAAAAGGGAGACAAAUGAAGAAAAUGCAGAGCCCUAUUCUGUCCAAGAGUUUAACCAAAGUUUACUCCGUCUGCUGGAGUGCCCGGUGUGCCUGGAGUGGAUGGAGCCGCCCAUCUCGCAGUGCCGCCGCGGCCACCUCGUGUGCAGCCGCUGCCGCAUGCGCCUCGCCUCCUGCCCCGUCUGCCGGACCACCUUCUCGUCGGUGCGGAAUAGAGCUAUGGAGGGGGUGGCGGAGAUGUUGCGUUACCCGUGCCGGCACGGGUGCGGGCGCGAGGUGCGGCUGCGGCGGCGCGGGCCGCACGAGGCGUCGUGCGCGGCGCGGCGCUACCACUGCCCCGCGCCGCCCUGCGCCCGCCAUCCGCCGCUGCCACAUCAUGAUCUCGCUCACCACUUCCAGUGCAAGCACCUCCCGAUCCUGAAGAUCGGCAGGAAGCACAAGUUCUCGAUGAAGGUGAACUCGGAGCAGCACGACACGUGGCUCAUCAUGGCAUUGGACGAGUUCUUCCAUCUGCGUGUUGACGUCGACAUCCGCACGUGGGGCGUCAUUGUGUAUGUCGCUUAUAUUGGACCCAAGCGUAAGGCGAAGCAUUAUACUUAUGAGGUCACAGUGGAAGGUCACCACAACUCUCGAAGUCUGAAGUACGCGCGAGCCACUCACAGCGACCUUGAGAGUCCGUCCUUGAAUGUGAGCCGUCAGGACUGCUUCCACCUGACCUUGGACCAGGCGCUCAACUUCCUUCGCUUCAAGAACAGGCACUGCGAGCCCGACAAAUUCUUGGACUUCGAUGUCGAAAUUGGCAAAUGUCAAAGCGCCAACUCUCAGGAAUCUAAAGAUGACUCCGAUUCUUAAACUGUAUGAAGAAAAUAUAGAUCUACUUUCGUGCAAUCGCGCAGAGUUAUAAACGCUGCGAUUACGGCGGAAUAUGCAUGUUCUCGAAUGUAUUUGUAUGAAGCAGCCGCGUUGUUUAAGUGAACUGCUCAACAAAGUGAAACUUUUGUGUAAAAACUUUGAAUCUGUACUAUCGCAUUCUAUUUAAAACUCAUUAUACUUUGUUGUUUAUUACAAGGAUUCAGCAAGAUGUCAGUAGUUAAACUCUCUGAUUAAAUGUUGUCGUUACGAGGAAGACCUUACAAGUUGUCUUUUCACAGUAUCUUGUCUCAAGAGGUCCAACAAAAUAUGUAUUGUGUUUCUUGGCAGUAGAGGACUAACAGAGGGAAGGAAUCAAAUCAUGAAGCUUGUAAAUCUUGCCCCGGACCCCUGAAGGUCCUAGUCCGCCACUGUUCGUUGGAAAUAGCUCAUCGCUCGGCUUGGAUUUAAAUUCUAUAUCAGACGUGCUCUUAUUGGAACCUAGUGAUAAUGCCCUACGUAUACAACGCCUAGUAAAUAUUAAGAUCUUAUUCGUGUAGUCGUAGAACGCUCAGUGUUGGUAUUUAUACGGUUCUAUCAGAUAAUAUUAGCCAUGUUAGGGUUGCCAGACUUUUACUAUUUAGCCGGUCAGUUUUGGCUUUUUACACCUUUGUCCGGCUAAACUUUCUUAGACUUUCGAAUUUAUGUUAUGAUGAGGAGAAUAAUAACAAUGCACACUGUCCAUGACAAAAUCUUCCUAUGUAAAAACUAUAACUUUCAAAAUUCAUCCGCCUUUCCAAAUAUUUUUUACUUGGCAACCAUAGUCAUGUAAGAGUAGGUUUAUACUAACUUCAGCUCCGAGUUCUAUAUGAUAAUAAAUAAAUCAUUGUUGUAAGGCAUUUCCAUGUUAUGUUUUGAUCUACAAAUUUAAUACUAUACGUUUAAACUUAAUUUAUAAGGGACUACUCACACUUAAUCAGCUCUAUUCAGCUUAUGUCCAUAGAAAACAACGGUUUUAUAUGAAGAUGCGUACGCAUCCAUUCGCUUUCCGCAUUUAUUUGAGAAGCUGACCGUCUUCGCAGCGUAUUCCGUACGUAGUAGAUAGAAGCAUUUUAGCGGAGAUAACACUCUUACGCCGCUGUACGCGGAAGAUAGAAGUAAAACUGUAUAAGUGUGACCAAAAUCGUUCAGCGAAACGUGAAUAGAGCUGAAUAAGCGUGCGUAGUCCCUAAAUCGUUAGUGUAAGUUGUAAUAUUAAUUUAGUGUUCUUCAUAAAAUAUUUUAAAAAUAAAGCCAAGAAAUAUU
Molecule: messenger RNA, 3403 nt
Organism: Helicoverpa zea (corn earworm)
Lineage: Eukaryota; Metazoa; Arthropoda; Insecta; Lepidoptera; Noctuidae
Exons: 15
Coding region: 122-2101 (659 amino acids)
Biological process (GO): proteasome-mediated ubiquitin-dependent protein catabolic process; multicellular organism development
Cellular component (GO): cytoplasm
Molecular function (GO): ubiquitin conjugating enzyme binding; ubiquitin protein ligase activity
Source: RefSeq, a predicted model, not a curated record